This is a messenger RNA of Hypanus sabinus (Atlantic stingray), 4631 nucleotides long. Its product is annotated as calcium-activated potassium channel subunit alpha-1-like. Gene Ontology annotation, cellular component: membrane. The transcript has 23 exons. Bases 1 to 4545 code for a protein of 1514 amino acids. Gene Ontology annotation, biological process: reproductive process; potassium ion transport. The record is from RefSeq and is a predicted model, not a curated record. Lineage: Eukaryota; Metazoa; Chordata; Chondrichthyes; Myliobatiformes; Dasyatidae.
AUGACUCUAUCGGUAAGCGGUAUUACUCCUCUCUGCAACGCGGGGAUUCCUGAGGCUGAGCCUGACUAUAUCGGUCUGAGGUUCCUGAGGACGCUCCGUCUCCUUCAGUUACCUGAAAUCCUGCAGUACCUACGGAUCCUCAGGAAGCACACCAAUAUCAAACUCGUGAGUCUGCUGUCGGUGUUUGUGGGAGCCUGGCUGACGGCCGCUGGCUUCAUCCACACAAUUGAGAAUUCCGGAGAUCCCUGGAGGAAGGAGGACAACAGCCACCAGCUGACCUACUGGCAAUGCGUCUACCUACUCCUGGUCACCAUGUCGACCGUCGGCUUUGGUGACCUGACUGCCAGGACCACCCUCGGCCAGGUCUUCAUGGCCUUCUUCAUCAUCCUAGGCAUGGUGUUGUUUGCAAGUCAUGUCCCUGAGAUUAUUGAGCUCAUCGGAAGCAAUCGCAAGUACACAGGAUCAUACAGAAUAGUCAUGGGGAAGAAGCACAUUAUAGUGUGUGGCCACAUCACCCUCAGCAGUCUUCACGAGUUGCUGAAAAACUUCAACUGGAAAGAGAAGGAGGAGAGUACAACCAUCAUUGUGAUCCUUGAGGACUUUAAUCCUGGUCUGGAGCUCCAGGCCCUGUUCAAACGCCACCUGCUACAGAUGCAUUUUUUCCAGGGAUCGGUUUUAAAGCCGACAGAUUUGGACAGGGUUCAGCUGGACAAAGCCGACGCCUGUCUGAUUUUAGCCGACAAGAAUUGCCUCAACCCUGAAGCUGAAGAUUCUGCAAACAUCAUGAAGGCCAUUGCCGUGAAACAGUACUCGCCCAAGACUCGGAUCAUCGCUCAAGUGCUUCAGUACCACAGCAUGGGGUACCUGCAGAACCUGCCGAGCUGGAACCUGGUACACCGGGAUAGUGUGAUCUGCCUGAACGAGCUGAAGAUGGGCUUCAUCGCACAGAACUGUCUCUUGCCAGGCUUUUCCACUCUGCUCGCCAACCUCUUCAUCAAGAAAUCUCAGGUGGAGCAUAAGACAGGAACCUGGCUGGAUAUCUACCAAGAAGGAAUCAGCCAAGAGAUUUUCACGGAAUAUCUGUCGGACGCCUUUGUGGGGAUGUCAUUCCCUGAAGUGUGCCAGAUUUGCUACCUCAAACUGAAGCUGUUGCUCAUCGCCAUUCAGUACCAGACAGGUGCAGAAACGGUCAGUAUCGUGAUAAACCCAAAUGCCAACAUCCUGAUUGAGGAACAAACCCUCGGCUUCUUCAUCGCCAAGAAACAAAGCCACGUACAGAAGGCAAACUUCUACUGCAACGAGUGUCACGGUGACGUCCACAACCCCCGGUGCAUCGGGAAGUGUACCUGCCACAAGAAGUUGAGCAAGGACAAACCGCUUGAUGGCGCCAUUCGAGUGCAGUCGUUCGGGGUUCUGCCCAGGCAAAUAGCCUCGACCGAAUUAAUCGAUUCCAUGUUGGCCAGGGAGAAGGUGAGCCUGGAUUCCACUGGAAUGUUCCACUGGUGUCCACCCAAGGCCAUCACGGAGGUGACCCUGAGCCGUGCCACGGUAUCGCGCCUGCAGCUGUCGAACCACGUCAUCGUCUGCAUCUUUAGUGAGCCCAAGUUCCCUGCGAUCGGCCUGCGCAACUUUGUGAUGCCUCUGCGCGCCAGCAGCUUCACCUACAAGGAGCUCAAGGCUAUCGUGUUCGUGGUGUCCCUGGAGUAUAUCAGCAAGGAAUGGGAAACCAUCAGUAACUUUCCCAAGGUCUUCAUCCUUCCGGGAUCGCCACUGUGCCGAGCUGACCUGAAGGCAGCCAACGUCGCUACCUGUGGCAUGACUGUGGUCAUCUCCUCCAAUCGGAUCCAGUUCGAAGAGAAGAGCCUGGAGGACAAAGAGUGUAUCCUGGCCACCCUCAACCUGAAGGCCAUGCUCUUUGAGAAGAUCAAGGGCUCUGACGGCCCAGCGACAAAGUCCGUAGUAAACCUCUCGGCCAAUACAGAUGCGUGUGCCUCAGUUGACAGAUAUCACUACAGAGUCCCUAUCAUUACUUCACUCGUUCACCAAUCGAACGUCUACUUUCUGGACCAGGAAGACCGAGAUGACCCGGACACCGAUCUGUAUCUCACCAAGCCUUACGCCAGCGGAUGUGUGUUUGCCUUCAGCAUCCUGAACUCUCUGACGUGCAUGACGUACUUCAAUGAUAAUAUUCUGCUCCUGAUCCGUACCCUGGUGACAGGAGGCUCCUCCCCGGAGCUCGAUGAGCAGCUGGCUGAUGAGGACGCACUGAGGGGCAGCAUCAACGCCCAGAACAAAGUGGACCAGAGGAAUCGAUGCAAGCUGGCGUAUAUCACCAUGUGUGACAAGCGCUUUGAGGAGUUUGCGCAUGGCGGAAAGUACAGUGAUCUGUUCUGCAAAGCUCUGCUCCGGUACGGGAUGCUUUGCUUUGGUAUAUUUCGACUGCAAGACCCAGCCAAACAGUCAAAGAAGCGGUUUGUCAUUACAAAUCCUUCGUCCUUCUUUGAGCUGACCGAGUCGGACUUCAUCAUGUGUACUGUGCCCUUCUACGACACACAGACCAUAACCGCCAACGUCACUUCCCAAAUGGGCUACCUGUCCAAGUUCGUUCCGCUUCACACAGUGUCCAGGCAGGCCUCCACUGACCUAAGGGCUGACUACGACAUGUAUAGCCGUGACUAUGCCGAGCUGGCAAGGCAGGAAGUGGACAGGGAGCGAGUGGGGAGGGGAGGUGCCCUCACCGCUGCAAAGUCCAGGAAGCGGAGGUACCUUGAGCGCUCGACACUGAGGAAAAUACUGAAUUCCACCAUUAUGGAAAGGGCUUCCCAGGAGAGGAAUGAGAGGUCCUCGCCCUUCGUUACAGUCCAGCACUACAGGAUAGACACAGACGCUGGCAAGGAAAAUCAAUCUUCCGCUGAGGUUGAAGCCAAUAUUGUAAUGGGUGAAGGGAUGGAGUCCACAAAUCCUGAUGCUGAGAGUCAAGGUGCAGCUCUGAAAACCACCGGGGCAGCUGUGGAUACAGUUCCAGAAAUCAACCAGCUGCCUGUAGCCACAACACCGGGGCCCAGAGCACAGCCUGUAGGCACAACACCCAGACCCAGUGCACAGCCUGUGUCUAUAACACCUGGGCCCAGAGCACAGCCUGUAGGCACAACACCCGGACCCAGUGCACAGCCUGUGUCUAUAACACCUGGGCCCAGAGCACAGCCUGUGGGCACAACAGCCAGACCCAGUGCACAGCCUACAGCCGCAACACCUGGACCCAGUGUUCAGCCUACAGCCACAACACCCAGACCCAGUGCACAGCCUACAGCCGCAACACCCAGACCCAGUGCACAGCCUACAGCCACAACACCCAGACCCAGUGCACAGCCUACAGCCACAACACCCGGGCCCAGUGCACAGCCUACAGCCACAACACCUGGACCCAGUGCACAGCCUACAGCCACAACACCCAGACCCAGUGCACAGCCUACAGCCGCAACACCCAGACCCAGUGCACAGCCUACAGCCACAACACCCAGACCCAGUGCACAGCCUACAGCCACAACACCUGGACCCAGUGUUCAGCCUACAGCCACAACACCCAGACCCAGUGCACAGCCUACAGCCACAACACCUGGGCCCAGUGCACAGCCUACAGCCACAACACCUGGACCCAGUGCACAGCCUACAGCCACAACACCUGGACCCAGUGCACAGCCUACAGCCACAACACCUGGGCCCAGUGCACAGCCUACAGCCACAACACCCAGACCCAGUGCACAGCCUACAGCCACAACACCCAGACCCAGUGCACUGCCUGUAGGCACAACAGCUGGACCCAGUGCACAGCCUACAGCCACAACACCUGGGCCCAGUGCACAGCCUACAGCCACAACACCUGGGCCCAGUGCACAGCCUACAGCCACAACACCUGGACCCAGUGCACAGCCUACAGCCACAACACCUGGGCCCAGUGCACAGCCUACAGCCACAACACCCAGACCCAGUGCACAGCCUACAGCCACAACACCCAGACCCAGUGCACUGCCUGUAGGCACAACAGCUGGACCCAGUGCACAGCCUACAGCCACAACACCCGGGCCCAGUGCACAGCCUACGGCCACAACACCUGGACCCAGUGCACUGCCUGUAGGCACAACAGCUGGACCCAGUGCACAGCCUACAGCCACAACACCCGGGCCCAGUGCACAGCCUACAGCCACAACACCUGGACCCAGUGCACAGCCUACAGCCACAACACCUGGGCCCAGUGCACAACCUACAGCCACAACACCCAGACCCACUGCACAGCCUACAGCCACAACACCCAGACCCAGUGUGUUGCCUGUAGGCACAACUUCUGGAUCCAGUGCACUGCCUGCGAGCACAACACCUGGACCCAGUGCACAGACUACAGCCACAACACCCGGACCUGGUGCGCUGCCUGUAGGUACAACAGCUGGACCCAGUGCACUGCCUGUAACCUCAGCGCUGCAGCCCAGUGUGGGGAGCAAGGACAUACAGCCAGAGCAAAGUCCCAAACCUGGCGGGGGCUCAGAAUGAUUUGUUUAUUGCCAAACAGAUUUGCAGACAGGCUCUGUACUCCUUGGACAUUUAUUUCUAAUAAAUCAACAUGGUUUAAGAUUCAA